AGUGUGAAUUCCCGGCAUGUGGUUCCUACAAACAUUUUAAUAUUUGUAGAAGCUCAAUAUGAACAGCAAGGGUUUCCCCCACUUGAUUGAUUGCUUCAUGCAAGGUGGUGUUGCCUUCUCCUGCGAGUGAACGCCUGGAACGGAAAACUCUUAUACGGUGAUUGGAUGAGCGUUUGACAAUUCCGGUAGGCAAAGCCCACGUUAUAAUAGCCUAUCGGCUAAUAAAUAUAUAAAGUUUAUAAUCUCCCAAGCUCAAUAUUGAACAGCAAGGGUUUACCCGACUUGAUUGAUUGCUUCAUGCAAGGUGGUGUUGCCUUCUCCUGCGAGUGAACGCCUCGAACGGAAAACUCUUAGACGGUGACCGGAUGAGCGUGAGACAAUUCCGGUGAAACAGCGAGGCAAGGUGAGGCUCUUAUUCAGAAUGCAAACACAAAUAUUUAAGUUUUCAAUUUUCAGCGAUACAGAAAGUCAUUAAGAUUUUGCAGAGGUCAAAACGUCCGGCAAAAAAUUAAGGACAAAAAUUUCGAACCCUAACUAAUUCCAUGCAAACUAUAUCCAGAAACGGUCUAUUUUCACAGGUGAUUUUUAGGGUUUAUGUCAUUUUUUUAGCCGAGCAGAUAUUUCGCAAUUUUUAAACACGUUAACACGAAUUUGCAGAGUUCUACCCGCAAUUAAUCGGCCAAAGUCGUUGACUGAUAGUCAACGAUUUUUUGGCUCGACUUUGGGGAAAAAAUCAGCAUUUCUGACGAUUCGCUGAAAAAUAAAUUCGUUAAUCUAUUAAGUGCAGAUGAUGUAAGGAGUGAGAAAAAAUGCUAUUUUAUAAGCAGAGAGCUUAAUAUUUGUCUGUUAAUUAUUUCUUCAACUUAAUUAAGGCUGGCGCUGAAUUAUUCUCACAAAAAGUGGCCUUGGUUGAAUAGCAUGCCAAUGCCGGUUGAUGAGUAAUUUUUAGGGCAUACAAAAGCAAAAUUGAGGUCCUUGAUAUGAGGAACGAGACAAGUCUGAUUUCCUCUGAAGAGAAAGAAGAAGAAGAUGAGGAAGAUUAUGAGGAUGACCAUGGAGAAAAUCCAAUUUUCGGAUUUAUGUUUGGAAAUGUUGAUAAUUCUGGGGAGCUUGACGUGGAUUACCUUGAUGAGGAUGCAAAGGGACAUCUUUCUGCUUUGGCAAACAAGCUUGGUCCAUCUCUUACUGAUCUUGAAGAAUCUGUCAAAGAAAGAUCAUCAAUUUUUUCAGAUACAACCGAGCAAGAAGAUUAUGAUAAAAAAUCUGAGAAUGCUGUGGAUUAUGAGGAUAUCCAAGAACAGUAUGAGGGGCCUGAGGUACAGACAGGCUUAGGUGAAGAUCGGGGAUUCUCAAGAGAUGAAUACUUUUAUGCUGAAGCUGCCUUGGCUGGACCUUCCUCAAAUCUGGUGGCUUCUGUUUUAGACGAAGACAAUUAUGAUGACGAGGAAGAAGGGGCAGAUGAGAAGGAUGCUGAGCCAAUGGAGAUACCUUUUGAAGUGCAGACUACGACAGAGGAACAGAUUUCUUUGAUCGAAGCAGUAAAUGAGAAUGACAAUAAUGAAGAUACUACAGAGACUGAAUCAACAACUGCAGAUAAGUGGGAAUGUGGGCUCCCAAUACUGUGCAAGGAGGAUGGAAAGGUUGUCUUGCGCUUCUCUGAAAUUUUUGGGGCUAGGGAGUCUUACAGAGUGGGGGAGAAAAAGAGAAGUCAAAAAUAUAAAAUAUUGAAGGAUCAGGUUUGUGCGUUGGAAAAUGCUGAUGUUUUGGAAGAAGACGAAGAAUUGUAUUUGAAGGGCCAUUAUUCAAGAUAUAAUGCGUGUAAAUCUGUCAACCUGAUUCAACAAGGAUAUCAAGAGGAAAUAGACGAUUCAUUGGAAGAUAUUAGUCAUGGCAAUAUGCACCGUGUCUGCACUUCCCCUUGGGAUGAGGUUGAUUGGCAGGGUACAAAGCAUUCUUGUGUCUGGGCCCAACCAAUGAAAGACAAUGGGACUGCAGAUUUUCUUGGGGAUCACAUUGAGCCGCUUUUAUCGCCUAAUUUCUAUUCCCUUGAUCAACAAGAAUGGGAAGCUGGUAUUUUAUGGGACAGUCCUCUUAAAAGCUCUAAGUUGGUUGAAGCAGAUGACACUCCUAUGGAAUGGCAUGAUGAAGAGGAUAUGGACAUUAGUAUAGAGAAAGGUAAAAAUGAAUCUGAAUGUUUAGAAAGACAGGUGCAAACUGCUAUUGAGAGAAGCCAUUCAAACUACUUGCUUGGUUACCCAAUUUAUGUGGAGUCAUUUGAUCAGAAAUCAUCUGUAGAAGACAAAAGGUCAACAAGCUCAAGAAGGGUUUGGCAUCCUCAAAUGCUUAGAUUGGAGUUGCUUUCAAAGAUGGAUAAAGAACGGGAUCAGAGGACAGAGGAAUCAAAAGCUGGGGAAGCAACAUUUGGAGAUAUAAUUAAGAAAUUGAAAAAACUGUCUUUGCAAAAUAGUGAUUUGUUGGAUGGUUCUUGGGUGGAUAAGAUUGUUUGGGAAGGCGGUGAAGAUGCUCCAAUAGCUAAAUUGAUUUUCAAUCUUCAAGAUGAUCAAAUGUUGUUUGAGAUAGUGGAUGCUAAAGAAGGUAGACAUCUACGGACUCAUGCAGCAGCUAUGUUUAUUUCUCCCUCAUCUAAAACAGGUGAAACAGGAGAGCUUGCCAAUCAAGCUUCUUCCAUUGCUAGAUUUAAUAUCUCCAAUGACAAAUAUUAUUCAAUUCGGAAAACCUCUCAGCAACAACAGAAAUCUCAUACAAAGAAGCGGGCAUUUCAUGGAAUCAAAAUUGUGCAUUCUCUGCCGGCCAUGAGAUUGCAGACAAUGAAGCCAAAAUUGAGCAAUAAGGACUUGGCUAAUUUUCAUCGACCAAAGGCUCUGUGGUAUCCACACCAUAAUGAAGUUGCUGCUAAAGAGCAGGGGAACCUUUUUGCACAAGGACCUAUGAAAAUUAUUGUAAUGAGCAUGGGAGGGAAAGCAAGUAAGCUUCAUGUGGACGCAGCAGAGACACUGGAGUCUGUGAAAGGAAAAGCUGCUAAAAAAUUAGAUUUUAAACCUUCGGAGAAGAUCAAAUUUGUGUAUUCUGGGAGGGAACUACAGGAAGGAAUGUCUCUUUCCCAGCAGGAUGUGAGGCCAAAUUCAAUUCUUCAUCUUGUGCGUACGAAAAUUCAUCCAUGGCCAAAGGCGCAAAGGUUGCCUGGUGAAAACAAGCCUCUACGUCCACCUGGUGCAUUCAAGAAAAAGUCAGAGCUUUCAGUGAAAGAUGGACAUAUUUUUCUCAUGGAGUACUGUGAAGAAAGACCUCUUUUAUUAGGAAAUGCUGGCAUGGGUGCUCGAUUAUCUACAUACUACCAGAAGCUAACAUCUUCUGACCAAAAUGCAGCUUUGUUGCGAAAUGGAUCAAAUUGUUCAGGCACGAUUAUUCAGUUAGAGCCAACAGAUAAAUCUCCAUUUCUUGGAGAUAUUAAGCCUGGUUGCAGUCAGUCCUGUCUUGAAACAAAUAUGUACCGUGCACCAGUAUUUCCUCACAAGGUUGCAUCAACAGACUUUCUCUUAGUCCGUUCAGCAAAAGGGAAAAUUUCUUUAAGACGAAUUGACCAUCUACAUGUUGUAGGGCAGCAGGAGCCUCAUAUUGAAGUACUUUCUCCAGGCUCUAAAAAUGUUCAAAAUUAUAUGGUAAAUAGGCUGUUGGUGUACAUCUAUCGCGAGUUUCGUGCUACAGAGAAGCCUCGGAGUAUUCCUUUUCUACGAGCGAAUGAAUUGGCCGCACAGUUCCCAAAUUAUUCGGAGUCUUUUCUUAGGAAGCGGCUAAAGCACUGUGCAGAUCUUCAGAAGGGACCAAGUGGUGAAAUGUUAUGGCUAAUGAAGCGGAAUUUCCGUAUCCCAUCUGAGGAAGAAUUGAGAAGGAUGGUGACACCUGAGAAUGUGUGUGCAUAUGAGAGCAUGCAAGCUGGUUUGCAUCACCUUAAACGCCUUGGAAUCAACAAACUCACUAUGGCAUCAGGUCUUGCUUCGGCUAUGAAUCAACUUCCAGACGAAGCUAUUGCACUUGCUGCUGCAUCACAUAUUGAGAGGGAGCUUCAGAUAACAUCAUGGAAUUUGAGUUAUAAUUUUGUUGCCUCCACUUUGCAGGGUCGUGAAUGUAUUGAACGUUUAGAAAUUACAGGAAGCGGAGAUCCCUCAGGUCGGGGCCUUGGCUUUAGCUAUAUCCGUGUUGCACCAAAGCCACCGGUAUCAAGUGCUUUGGUUAAGAAAAAGGCAGCUGCUGCACGUGGUGGUUCUGCUGUUACUGGUACUGAUGCUGAUCUCAGAAGACUUAGCAUGGAUGCAGCUCGUGAGGUUCUGCUCAAGUUUAAUGUUGAUGAGGAUCAGAUUGACAAAAUGACUAGGUGGCAUCGCAUUGCUAUGGUUAGAAAACUUUCAAGUGAACAGGCUGCUUCAGGGGUGAAAGUUGAUGCAACAACAUUGAACAAGUUUGCACGGGGACAACGCAUGUCAUUUCUUCAGCUUCAGCAACAAGCACGUGAAAAGUGCCAAGAAAUUUGGGAUCGCCAAUUUCAGAGUCUGUCAGCUGCUGAGAAUGAGGAUGUUGAAAGUGAUGUUGAUGCAAACAGUGAUUUAGACUCCUUUGCUGGAGAUCUGGAGAAUUUAUUGGAUGCAGAGGAAGGUGAGGAUGGGGAAGUUGGUGACUCUUCAGCUAAAAAGGAUAAAAGAGAGAUUGCUAGAGGAUAUGGUGUAAGGAGGAGAACCUCUCAGGCACAGGCAGAAGAAGAAAUUGAAGAUGAAGAAGCAGAAGCAGCAGAACUAUGUCGGAUGCUCAUGGAUGAUGAUGAAGCAGAAGAACAAAAGAAAAAAAAGGCAGGAACUAGUUUUAAAGGGAAAAGAGAUCAAGACAUGCAGGAGUCCCAGAAGGAUUUGACCCUGUGGAAUAAGGAUGAUAAUUGCAGAAAGACAAAGAAGGUAUUCAAGCGCAUUAUUCACACAACGAAACCAGAUGGCACCAGGACAACAAGGGAGGUUCUUAUCACUGAUCCAAAAGAGGUGGAAAAAUAUUUUGCGAAUAAGAAUGUAUCACAGAAAGGAAAGAAAAAUAGUGGAAAUAAUGCGACUUUGAAGGGAUUGGUUCUUAAGAAAAAGAGUCUCCCAAACAAAGAUAUUAAGAAGACCUCAAAAGUCACAAAACAAAAGGAUAAACCAGUGAGAGAGGGCUUCAUUUGUGGUGCAUGUGGGCAGUCAGGGCACAUGCGAACAAACAAGAGAUGCCCUUCAUAUAAUGAAGAUACGGAUGCAAAUGUAGAAAAGCUAGAGGGGGAUUCUCAGAAACGAGUGUGUGCCUCUGGUGAAGAAGUGCCUGCCAAUCAUGCAUCAAAAGCCAAAGUGAGGAAAACGCCUGUCAAAAUCCUUCAGCAAGUAGCAAAUAUUCACUCAGAUGUUCAGAAGGCUGAAGAUGUAAAUCUGAGUAACAAGUUGCAUGGAAAAACCUUCCCUCUGAAGUUCAUAUGUCGGACUGCCAGUGAUAAGAGCACAGAUUACAUAGGUAUAAAUGAGAGUAACAAUGCAGAUGGCGGGGAUGAAAUGGUUGCUGCUGAUGAAAUUAGAACACAGUUAUCUCAUGCUAAGAAAGUAAAGAUUUCAACAAAAUCCAAAAAACUCAAAGAGAGUGAAACAGCAUCUUGGAAGUUGGGAUCUGGACAGAAUGAUGUCAAUGCAGUACAGAUUCAUGCACAUAAAAAGGCCUCUGAAGUAGAGAAAGAGCACAAAAUUCCCAAAAUUAAGUUCAAGAAGCCAAAGGAAUUUCCGAGUGAUGAGCAGAGAAGACUAAUUGAGAUUGAAAAGGAAAUAGAAGAGCAGGAGCAACGUGAGAAAGAGGAAGCUGAAGAAAGAAGAAUACAAGAGGCAUUGGAAAGACAGAGAGAGAGGAGAGCAAGAGAAGAGAAGGCAAUGUGGGAGGAAAAAGAAAAAAAGAGAUUAAGAGAUGAGAGGGAGAAAGAGAAGAGAAGAUUACAGGAAGAGGAAAAAGAAAGGCAGAGAAUCCUGGAAGAAGAAAAUAUGAGGAAUUUAUGGCGAGCAGAAGAAGAGAGGAGAAUUUGGGCAGAGAGGCAGCGACAAGCGGAAGAAUUAAAUUUAUGGGUAGAGAAGAAGCGACAAGAGGAAGAAAGAAAUUUAAAUUGGGCAAAGCAGAGGCAACAAGAGGCUGCAGCAGCAGCAAAGAAAAGAGAAGAAUUUGAAAAAAAAGAACGGAAGAAAGUGAAACAGAAAGAAAGAGAAAAGAUGGAAAAGCAGAGAGAAAGAGAUGAAUAUGAAAAGACAAAUAGGCAUAAGAGACAAGAUAGAAGAAUGCCUGAAAGAGACAGGGGAGUCAAAAGGCGUUCUCAAUUGGAGAUUGGACGAUAUUCUUCAGAUUAUGGCCAAUCUUCAAAGCGACGAAGAGGAGGAGAGGCUAAUUUGUCCAAAGCAUUGGAAACCAUAGUGGACAAGCUUAGAAAUCAGACUGACGUGUCAUUUUUGUUUCUAAAACCUGUAACCAAGAAGGAGGCCCCAGACUAUUUUAAUUAUGUGGAACAUCCAAUGGAUCUCACUACAAUUAAGCAGAAAGUUAAAAGGCUUGAUUACAAAAGUCGAGAUGAAUUUCGACAAGAUGUUGCUCUAAUUGCAGAUAAUGCACACACAUAUAAUGAUGGUAGAAAUCCUGGCAUUCCUCCACUUGCAGAUCAGCUUCUUGCAUUUUGUGAUGAACUCUUAGAGACAUAUGAUGGAGAAUGAUGUAUAAAUGGUGUACAGCUUCCUGACUAUUCAGUGUUAAGGCUAUAAUGGCACGUACAAUGAGAUGCUGGAGUUGAUUUGAGCUACAAUGCAAGAUCCUGAUGCAGAAGUGCAUUGCCAGCUGCAUGUCUGAUUGUGUAAAGAGGAUUUCUAGCUCAACAAUGUAUUAUGCUCUCUGGAUCGUUUUCAAGCACAUCGGCUUCUUAUUGAAUUAACUCCUGAUUGAUAUUUGUAAUUAAAUAAGUAGAAAUCCACGUAAGAUGUAUAGUAAUCAGUUGCUUUCCAGCAAUCAGUGGGUCUCUGUUUAAAAGGAGAAUUCAGCUUAAAAUUAUUUUCUAAAUGAGUCUAGCAUGUGCCAUUGCGUUUCUUUUUAAUUUUUUUUUUGCCUUUGAUUUCAGUUUGUGCGCAAGAGAUCUACUUUUCUUCGAAGGAAGGAAAAAAAAUGAAGACAUGUAAAUCUUAAUUUCCACAAACUAUUUUUUUGAGGUUAACGUUUUUGAAAAUACUUGCAUUCAUAUA
Molecule: messenger RNA, 7286 nt
Organism: Cryptomeria japonica (Japanese cedar)
Lineage: Eukaryota; Viridiplantae; Streptophyta; Pinopsida; Cupressales; Cupressaceae
Product: transcription initiation factor TFIID subunit 1
Exons: 24
Coding region: 981-6767 (1928 amino acids)
Biological process (GO): transcription by RNA polymerase II; RNA polymerase II preinitiation complex assembly
Cellular component (GO): transcription factor TFIID complex
Molecular function (GO): histone acetyltransferase activity; RNA polymerase II general transcription initiation factor activity; RNA polymerase II general transcription initiation factor binding
Source: RefSeq, a predicted model, not a curated record